AUGGCGUUGCGGUCUCCGCGCGCCCUCGCGUGCGCGUUAUUGUGCCUCCCCGCCAGCAUAGCGUGGCACGGCAGCGGCGUGCGGCCGCGGCUGCCCUCCACCUCCCUCGCGUCUGCUCCACUCGCGCUCCGGCCGGCGCUGCACACGCGGGCGGCUCCAGCCCGGCUCGCCGCUGCGGCCGCAGUGCCUGAGCCGGAGCCGCAGCGGAGCGGGUGGCGGGCUCGGCUGCCGCCGGCGAACGAGCUGCGCAAGAUCGUCCCGCUGGCGAUCAUGUUCUUCUGCAUCCUCUUCAACUACACCAUCCUGCGCGACACCAAGGACGUCCUCGUCGCGCCCGGCUCCUCUGCCGAGGCGAUCCCUUUCCUCAAGACGUGGGUCAACCUGCCGGGCGCAGGCACGCUCACACAACAGCACAGCCUCGGGGCCCUCUUCUACACCGUCCUCUCCACCUUCCUCGCCUUCUUCGGCGCCUUCGGCUGGCUCAUCUACCCGCUCGUCUCUGCCGGCCUCCUCCACCCGAACUGGACAUACUCUCUCUUCUACCUGCUCGCGAACAUGUGGGGCUCUGUCGUCGUCUCGCUCCUCUUCUGGGGCUUCGCAAACGAGGCGCCCGGCUCCUCUGCCGAGGCGAUCCCUUUCCUCAAGACGUGGGUCAACCUGCCGGGCGCAGGCACGCUCACACAACAGCACAGCCUCGGGAACUGGACAUACUCUCUCUUCUACCUGCUCGCGAACAUGUGGGGCUCUGUCGUCGUCUCGCUCCUCUUCUGGGGCUUCGCAAACGAGGCCUUCCCCGACCCAACCGCCUACUCGGCCUUCAUGGGAUCAUUCUCGUCCGCCACCGGCGUCGCCACGCUUGCCAUGAUGCUCUUUGGGCGGUUCGUCUUCCGCAAGUGGGGCUGGGGCACCGCAGCAAUGAUCACGCCUUCGGUGCUGCUCGGCACCGGCGUCGCCUUCUUCGCUCUCUGCCUCACAGGCAACACACCCGCCACCGCGGCCCGCCCCUUCGCCGGCGACACGCCCGCGGCACGCAACACCUUCGCGCCGCUCCUGUCGACGGUCGGCCUCACGCCGCUCAUGCUCGCCGUCUUUGUCGGCGCGGCGCAGAACAUCGUGUCCAAGGCGGCAAAGUACUCCCUCUUCGACCCGUGCAAGGAGAUGGCCUACAUCCCCCUCGACGCCGAGGAGAAGACCAAGGGCAAGGCCGCCGUCGACGUCAUCGGCGGGCCGCUCGGCAAGUCGGGCGGGAGCCUCGUGCAGCAGCUGCUCAUCUUUGGCUUCGGCUCGCUCGCCGCGUCGACCCCCUACCUCGCCGUCAUCCUCGGCGGCAUCAUCUUCGCCUGGAUGGGCGCGGCGCGCUCGCUCUCCGGCCAGUUUGACGCCGCCAUGCAGCAGCAGCAGGCGGCAGAGGGCUCGCCGGAGGCGGCGGCCGACACGGCCACCAUAUCGCGGCUUGGCGUGCGUUCCCGCCCGCCGAUCGCGGGCGACGGCGGCCCGGCGCCGACGAGCGAGAACGCGGUCCUGGCCGAGGGAGCGGCAGAGGCGGAGGAUGGCGCGAUGCUUCUGGUUCGGAUGCAGUGCCCCGCGUCCGUGGACGGGCACUACUGGUCCGAGCUGCUGGUCGACGCCGGCGCGCUCUAUGUCAGCUUGAGCGACGGCGGCCGCGGCACGGACGCCGAGCAGCCGAUAUACCACGCCCACCCGCCCGGAGAGUCGAGCGCGCAGCUGCUCGAGCGGCUCCCCGCGGAGACCACGCCGGGGCACCUGACGCCGGUCUGGUCCAACACGCAGCUCGAGGUUGGCUUUGCGCCGGACGUCGACGUCGAGGCGACCCUCCUCCUCGCGGCCGCCGUCGCGGGCGAGACUCCGCCGCGCUUCGAGGUGGAGCUGCUGGGCGCGCGUGACUGGGUGUCGCAGGUGCAGUCGGACUGGGCGCCCGUCGAGCUGGCGGGCUGUCUGCGCAUCCUCUUCCCGUGGCACGCCGACAGCGCCGGCGAGGGCUCGGGCGGCGCGCUGCCACCAGCCCUGCAGCUGCAGCCGGGGAUGGCGUUUGGGACGGGCGAGCACGCGACGACGCAGCUCUGCGUUCGCGGCGUGCACUCGCUGCUGGCGGGUGGGCGGCUGACCGGCUGCGACGCGAUGCUCGACUUCGGCUCUGGCUCCGGCGUCGUUUCGCGCGCCAACGCCGUUGACAACGGGAUGGCCGACCGGUUUGUGGCGGUGCUGCCCGCCGAGGAGGCGCCGGAGGAGUACGAGCUCGUGGUUGCAAACAUCCUCGCGCGCACGCUCGUGCAGCUGCAGCAGCCCACACUGUCCUCGCGCGUCGCGGCGGGAGGCACACUGCUGCUCUCGGGCAUCUGGGGCGAGGCGCAGGCGGCCGAGGUGGAGGCGGCGUUCGCGCCCGACUUCGAGGGCUUUGAGCGGAGCUGGCAGGACGGGUGGGUGGUGAUCAGCGCGAGGCGCAGGAGGUAA
Molecule: messenger RNA, 2472 nt
Organism: Emiliania huxleyi CCMP1516
Lineage: Eukaryota; Haptophyta; Isochrysidales; Noelaerhabdaceae
Exons: 12
Coding region: 1-2472 (823 amino acids)
Biological process (GO): nucleotide transport
Cellular component (GO): membrane
Molecular function (GO): ATP:ADP antiporter activity
Source: RefSeq, a predicted model, not a curated record